Molecule: messenger RNA, 2029 nt
Organism: Onychostoma macrolepis
Lineage: Eukaryota; Metazoa; Chordata; Actinopteri; Cypriniformes; Cyprinidae
Gene: mvk
Product: mevalonate kinase
Exons: 10
Coding region: 256-1446 (396 amino acids)
Biological process (GO): isoprenoid biosynthetic process; cholesterol biosynthetic process
Cellular component (GO): cytoplasm
Molecular function (GO): mevalonate kinase activity; ATP binding
Source: RefSeq, a predicted model, not a curated record
AGGCUACAGUGACAGUUCACGUGUAUGGCAGAGCACAAGCAGACGCGACGCGUUUGACGCUUUACAAGCAGGAGUUCUCGAUUAUUUAGCAAAACUGUCAUUUUUACGGCUACAAGUGUAGUGAAUUUAGCUUGGUGGAUGAACAGAAAUAUGAGAUUUUAGCAAGGCUUUAUAUGCUUUGGUCAGCAUACACUGAUACAGCUUCUCAGAAAUAUCUUCUAACAAAUCUGAAGUUCAGAAGCUGUGAUAUUUAUAAUGCAAACACGCGAGUUUCUCGUUUCUGCACCAGGGAAAGUAAUUCUCCACGGGGAGCAUUCUGUCGUGCAUGGAAAGGUUGCCUUGGCUGUGAGUUUGAACCUGCGCACGUUCCUGCGGCUGCAGUCCACAUCAUCCGGUGAAGUGCACAUCAACCUCCCCAAUAUUGACACUUUUCUGUCCUGGGAAAUAACUGCACUGCAGCCUCUUCUGGCAGGGUGUAAAGCAGAGCAGGGUGGCCUGAAGGAACUUGAUGCAGAUCUUUUGAAGAGACUGCGUGAAUUCACAGGGAUUUCAGAGGAUUCCACAGACACAAGAAGCAUGGCAGUGUUGGCCUUCCUCUACAUGUACCUGUCUGUUUUUGCAGAGUCUCUGGCCAGUGUCACGGUGUCUGUGUGGUCAGAGUUGCCCACAGGAGCUGGUUUAGGCUCCAGUGCUGCCUAUAACGUUUGCCUGUCUGCCGCUCUGCUGUCUGCUAGAGGAACCAUAUCAUAUCCUCUUACACCACAGCAGGAGUCAGCCAGGUGGAGUAAAGAGGAGAUGGAGCUGAUUAACAGGUGGGCGUUCAUGGGCGAGAAGAUCAUCCACGGUAACCCUUCAGGGGUGGACAAUGCUGUGGGCACUUGGGGUGGCUUUUUAAAAUACCAUGCUGGGAAUAUAACUCCACUAAGCUGGGUCCCAAUUCUGAGAAUCCUUCUCACUAACACCAAAGUACCACGUAGCACCAAAGUGCUUGUUUCUGGAGUGAAGGACAAAAUUAACAAGCUUCCCUCCGUAAUGAAGCCGGUUCUGGAGUCCGUCAGCGCUGUGUCCUGCACCUGUGAACAGACUCUCACAGAGAUGGCUGCGCACGGACCUUCAGCUGAGCACUACAACAUACUGGAGGAGCUGAUUGAUAUAAACCAGCACCAUCUGAACGUGAUGGGUGUGGGUCACUCGUCUCUGGACACACUGUGUAGGGUCACUCUGGCCAGAGGCCUGCAUAGCAAACUGACAGGGGCAGGAGGAGGAGGCUGUGGAAUCACUCUCCUACGACCAGAAACAGAUACUUCAGUGAUUCAGAGCACUGUUGAGGAGCUGAAGGCCUGUGGCUUUGACUGCUGGGAGACCAGCAUCGGAGCUCCUGGAGUCCAGCAGCACUCUUCAGCUGCACUCAGUCAGGACAUACUGAAGAUCCUCAACAGCUACUGAAACAUUAAGAAAGCACACUGUACUACUGGAUGCAUCAUUGUUGCCUUUAGCACAGAUGCUCAUUGCCGCUGUUACUCUGGAUCCUGGUUUGACAAAUGUAAUUCAUAAUCACACUGCAGUUUUUUUUAUAUAUAAUUGGAAAAUGCUCUAAAACACAACCUUAUCAUCUGCUGAAUUAUUUUUUUUAAAAUUGUGUUUGUAUUAUUACUUUCAGAGUGCAUGCAUUCUAAAGUUUUAUAUGCCACAAGGUGGCAGCAAAGUGUAAAACAGAUUUAAUACUGUAAAUUUUAGACCUUAUGUAUGGAAUGCAAAUAAUAGAUAAUUUAAUUAAACAUGAUACUAAAUUAAUUUAAAAAUGGCAAUUAAUAAAUUUCAGCCUUUUUCACGAAAAGCUGUUGUGCACAACAUUAUUUUUUUCUGGCCUGUCUGUGUAUUCCCAGAAAAUGUAGUAUGAUCAUCUCAUUUGCCAAAAUGUUUCUCAACAUGGAUCACAUUUCUGACCAGAACUAGCACAGCUUGGAGCAUUUUGGACUGAGUACAGCCGUUGUAUUAUUGUCACUAAACCCAAAGUAAUUACUUUUCA